AUGGCAACGUCCCUCAGCAAGACGCAAAAACUCUCCAUCAUCAUAGGCAUCUCCUUCUCUUUCUUCAUCGCCGAGAUCGCGGUCGGCUUCUACACACACUCUCUCGCGCUCAUCGCUGAUGCUUUCCACUACGCUUCCGAGCGCGACCAAGCACCCCCUGAGCUGUCCUUCGGCUGGCAGCGAGCGACGCUACUCGGUGGCUUCUUCAACGGCGUUUUCUUGCUUGCACUUGGCGUGAGCAUCUUCCUCCAGGCCAUCGAGCGCUUUGUGGCCAUUGAAGAGCACGACCAUGAUGUCGAACACGCGGCCAACAUCGACCCUCGCAUCGGCUCCAUCGAUGGCGGAUCUGCUCCAAUGGAGAUGGAGCGCCCGCACAAAGACGAUCGCCAUGCCGCACCCGACCGCCAGGGUCAAGGCAAGCCCGAACGCGAUUUGGGUCUCAUGGGCAUCUUGAUCCACGUGGCUGGUGACGCAGCGAACAACUUGGGUGUCAUCCUGGUAGGGGCCGUCAUAUGGAAGACACAUUCUCCUGGUCGCUACUACGUUGAUCCAGCGAUCAGCAUCACCAUUUCGAUCAUGAUCUUCGCAUCCGCUGUCCCUCUCGUCAAGAAGAGCGGCCUCAUACUACUCCAGAGCGUGCCGAAGGGCGUCAACCCUGUGGAUGUCAUGCAUGAUAUGGAACAGACUCCAGGUGUGCAAGCUGUCCACGAGUUGCAUAUCUGGCGGCUCAACCAGCAGAAGUCCGUGGCGUCUGCACACAUCGUGGUCGACAACCUGCCGGAGUUCAUGACGGUCGCCAACGCCAUCAAUGAGUGCCUGCACUCAUAUGGGAUACACUCGGUGACCCUGCAGCCAGAGGUCGACCCAUCGUUGCGCGUGAGCCGCUCAAAGGAGCCAGAAUUUAGUGAGGGAGUUAGGCUCACUGCGAGCGCCAACGCAUGCUUGUGCGAAGCGAAGGGUUUUGCGGUGCCUGUGCAGAAGUAA
Molecule: messenger RNA, 984 nt
Organism: Recurvomyces mirabilis
Lineage: Eukaryota; Fungi; Ascomycota; Dothideomycetes; Mycosphaerellales; Teratosphaeriaceae
Exons: 7
Coding region: 1-984 (327 amino acids)
Biological process (GO): zinc ion transmembrane transport; intracellular zinc ion homeostasis
Cellular component (GO): membrane
Molecular function (GO): zinc ion transmembrane transporter activity
Source: RefSeq, a predicted model, not a curated record